Molecule: messenger RNA, 1365 nt
Organism: Anastrepha obliqua
Lineage: Eukaryota; Metazoa; Arthropoda; Insecta; Diptera; Tephritidae
Product: alpha-tocopherol transfer protein-like
Exons: 6
Coding region: 165-1100 (311 amino acids)
Cellular component (GO): membrane
Molecular function (GO): phosphatidylinositol bisphosphate binding
Source: RefSeq, a predicted model, not a curated record
AAUCGUAAUCUGGUCAGUUGUGAUAGGGACUGCGUCCGAGAAAGCGGUUAUUGUGAAAGCAUUUGACAAAGUAUAAAUAAAUGCAACACUAAAAAAAUAAUAAUAAAAUAACGUCUACAAAGAUAAACAAAACUAUUGCGAGGGUCUGAAGAAUAGAAUAAAGUAUGGCUGGGAAACAGCUGAAUGAGAAACUGGAUGAAUUGGAACAAUGGUUCAAGGAAAAUCCUAAUUUACCGGAGGAAAUUGAUCGUGUUCUCUUGCGCCGCUUUUUCAAAUGUAUGUACUUCAAUAUGGAGGAUACCAAAAAACUCAUUGAAUUAAAUUUUUCAAUGCGAAACAAAAAUCCACAAUUAUUUAUCGAUCGGGAUCCCGAGGAGGAUGCGGUUAAAGCAGUGCGAGAAGCAACGGACAUGAUACCUCUACCUGGCCUAACACCAGAAGGAUAUAAAAUUCUAUUCUAUCGGCUAGCAGACUCGGAUCCCAAAAAGUUAAAUAGCAAGGUAGAAUGUAAGACAGCCUUUUUGCUCGCCGAUUGUCGUUUUGCCGAUCUCGAUUUGGAAGAGCAGCCACCACAAACAAACGCAAAGGAAUCGAACGAAGAUACGAAGUUGGCGUCUGCCACUGAAAAAGAAACGCUGGACUCGCUGCAAAAUGACGCGCUGGAAGAUAACUUCAUAUCCAAUGGUGAAGUUCAGAUUUGUGAUAUAUCCGGUUAUACUUUAUCCCACUUGACACGCAUUUCGUAUCCGACCUUGCGCAUGUACAUGAACUUCCUGCAAGAGGCAUAUCCGGUGCGUUUACGCGCUAUGCACAUCAUCAAUUGUCCGCCAUUCUUGAACUCAAUGAUCGCUAUCGUCAAACCUUUCAUAAAUGAUCACGUCUAUAAUAUGAUUCAAUUCCACACCGAGGGACUGGAUAGCUUAUAUGAAAAAGUACCACGCGACUUGUUGCCCAACGAAUAUGGCGGCAAAGCGGGACGAAUAGCGGAGUUGAAACAGAAAUGGGCAGAGGAGCUAAAAACUAAGAGGGAUUACUUAAUGGACCCAAAGCAGUGGAAAAUUGCACAAACUCAAAACGCACGGCGGUGGUAUUGGUUUUGAAGUUUCACCGGUUUUUCUUGCCUCAUUCGUCUAUAAUAUAUAUUAAUGUAUGUAUGUAAAUAUGUGAAUUCCUGCAACUGUAUACAUAACUAGUAAUGUUUUGAAGCAUUCAUUUUUUGAAUUUCUAAUGUUUUAUGUGAUAACGUUAAUGUUGUUGUUUGGGGUAUUACACGCCUAAUAUAAUCAAUAUGUAGAUUAAAUUGUAGUGAAUUUUUCACUUUUAUACUUUGAAAAUUAUUAUACUACACAAUUGUACAUUAAUAUU